Messenger RNA from Amoebophrya sp. A25, 5772 nucleotides. Lineage: Eukaryota; Dinophyceae; Syndiniales; Amoebophryaceae. The record is from the annotation of a GenBank genome assembly.
AUGAUUCCUCAGUACGGGUUAGGCCCUCCAGGGCCAGCUGCAGGGGCGCCGGCGCUAGGUGCAGUGCCAAAAGGUACACGAAUUUUCACUUUUUCUUGGAUUGAUGUUGGAGCGACGAAAUUUCUUUUCUGAUCCCCUCCGCCUUAUGAUACUCAUCCUCUGAUAGUAGUGUGACUGCUGCGCAGGUAAUCUAAGUCUAGGUGUUUCUUAGUAGUGCGAGAUUUUGCACUGUUUUUGUUCUCUCCGCUUCAAAGCUUCUUUUCGUGUAAACGUAAAGUGCAUGAGGAAGAGCAGAUCGUGUAAGGUCUUGAUGUUGGAUGAUGAUGUUGAUGCCCUUCAAUACAACUCAUUCAGGCAUACCUCCAGCUGCAGCCAACAAAAAUGGUCCGCCACCAGCCAAAGGACUUCCGGGAACCAAAGGCCCACCACAGGUAACAAUUGUAAUAAAGUAGACGCCUGGCCUGUGUAUCUACUCGUGUUUCAGUUGAAUCGUUAUACAUUUGGAGUUGGUGGAUUUUUGUGGAUUCAUUUCCACUACGCGAACCUCCUGAGUUUUCAUGACUAUAAGGCAAAUACCUUUAGGCUUAUUCGAUGAUGGCGACUUGUACUACUUCUACCUAGCUCUAAUUUUUAUUUUUCCAAUAUUUCCAUCUGUGCACCCACAUGUACAGCUUCAAGGUGGACCGCCGAAUGGUUCACCGCAGUUCGGAAAGCCAGGGCCCCCAGGAAAACCGUUUGGCAAAGCAGGACCCCCACCAGGCAAGAAGGGAUAUCCUCCUGGCAAAGACGGGGGAAAGAUUGGUGCACCACCUCCUGCCGCGCCUGGCGCUAAGAUUGGAAAGCUGGGCGGAUCUGGAAAAGAUGGACCUGCUUUCGGGAUGGCUCCAGGUGGAAAAGGCGGUCUAGCGCCCGGAGCGCCGCCUCCCGCGGGGAAGCAGGUAGGUGGCAAACCCGGGAAGCCGGGACCGUUUGGCGGCAAAGGAGGGAAAGGCGGGCCGCCGGGUAGUAAGAAUAAUCCAAAUAACAUCCCAUUAGGCGCUGGCGGCGGCAAGGAUGCUGGGUUCGGUCCUCCACCAGCUUCAGCGGAACUAGCCGGUGGCAAGCCGGGCCCUCCAGCCGGCGCGCCUUUUGGCGGGAAGGAUCAAGGAAAGCCGCAGCAUGGCCAGUUUCCCGGAGGCAAGGACAGCAAACAGAACGGACCACCUUCACAGCGAAGCGGACCUCCAAAUGUUGGCGUCGAACAGCGGAUAAUCGUCGGCGGAAAAGGCCACGAUUCGUUUUCUGGGGGAGGACCACCGACACAAGCGCCACCUCUAACGCAGCACAUCAUACGGCACGACAAAAACGGCACCAAGACGGUAGUCAUACAGCAGCAGGACGGCGGUCCACCACAAGCAAGGGCGCCUCCUGGUGCGCCACCAAAUACGACGAUAAACGGAAAUCAGAUUGUGCACCAAGUCGUGCAGCAUGCCGGUUUGCCAGCGACGCAGCGUCCAGCGCCAGCAAAUCUAGUCGGUGCGCCGCCAACAGGAGGACCCCCAGGAGCUCCCAGCGGACCACAUCAUACUGUCACAGUCGUAUCGCAGCUACCGCCAGGUGCAACCGUAGUGUCUGGGCCGCCUCCAGGAUUCAAAGGGGGACAAGUCAUUCAAGUGCAGCAACCAGGUGGGGCUGCGCCUCCGCCACAGCAAAGCGGGCCACCGCAUCAGCAGCCAGGUAUUCAAUAGUGUACCUAAAACGAGAUGGGCAGGUGGACCCACCUCAUGAUAAAUGUUGUUGUUAUUUUUGAACAAGAACAACAUUGACAUUCGUCGUCUAUGAAUAACUUCUUCUAUCUACGAACUGAAAAUUUAUCUUCUCUUCUGGAACUACUUUUUACACAUACACCUUCUCUUCAGGUGGGCUACCUCCGGGAGCGGUCGUUACGAAAGGUAGUCCUUCAGGACCGGUUCCGGUGAUCGGGAAAGGCGGCAAGCCAGAGCCGCCACCCGGCUAUACACUCGAGAUCAGGAGGAACCCCGACGGUUCGGAGGUGCACACGAUGCGGCCACUGGACACUAGUGGUGGUAAAGGAGGUUUGCCUCCGGCUCCGCCGCAACAGCAACAACAGCAGCAAAUAGGAAUACAACUAGGUGGGCAGCAACCACAGCCUGGUGCGUACAAUGUGCAACAGCAGCAAGGAGGACCCGGCGCUCCUGGAGCUGGACCGGCGCCGCAGGGCGGACUGACCCAUCAAGGCGGUAAAGGUGGCUUCCUCGCACCCGCGGGUCAGAACGGUGCCAACAUUCACGUAGUUUCAGGUGGGCAUCCUGCAGGCAGCUCAGUUAUUGUUGGGGGCCCGCUGCCGCACGCUGGACCACCGGGCCAGCAUCAGAUACUGACGACGACUCAGCCCUCCUUGAGCGGAAACGGAGGCAUCCCGCAACACCAGAUUGUGGAGCACCAGCCAUUGCAGCACCAAGUAGGCAAUGCUCCGCCUUUGCAGCAACAUCAGCAACAUCAUAUUAGCACCAGCAGUUACCCAUCAGCAGGCCUACCCACGACCCCAUCAGGAGGGCAACCCCCACCUUCAACAUUGAUGAUGAACACCAGCAGUCAGCACCCACAGCAGCACCAUGGCGCACCUCCGAAUAACAGCAUGGGAAACAAACCCCAGUAUCCAAAUAUGGGAACAAGUGGACCACCGCACCAGUCGUCUGCGUCUUCAUCCCAUCCGCAGGGUGCACCGGCUUACCCGCCGCACCAGCCGCAGCAGAUGUCCCAGCACCCACCGGUAUACCAGCAGCACUACCCUAGCAGCUUCGUAAACGACAUGCACAAUGGGGUAGCAGACGCCACUCAACCGAAGGAUCGCGGCUCGCCACCGACUACCUAUCUCAACGCAGACAUACCUGAGAAGCCGGACAGAAAUGGUAAUACGACCUCUCAACGGUCCUUGACUUUCGCUACUCGAUUUUUUAGCAUUCAUCUGACGCUGGUACGAACAACAGAUAACAACUCAUGAAGUACUUUUACGCACACUGAGAUGAUCUUCUGUUUCUACCUACCACCAAUUUUACAGAUUUUGCGUCACGAAAACCCGAAGUCUAUGACUUCUUUCGCACAAGGAACGUUUUUCAAUCAAAGGACGCUCCAGGACUGUGGGAUUUAGCGCUCUGGGACGGCAUGUGUCGCGACAAGCACGUAGGGGACUUUAUCGAGUGCCUCGAGGCAUGGUAUUACUUAUGCACCUUGUCGUAUGUUACUAAUCAUCUGAACCCAGUCAAAAUGCAUAGUCCGCAUAGGCGAAUAGCGAUCCUUGACCUUUCUUCGUGUUACUUCUGUCACAAUUCCUCUUCUUGUCUACUCCCGAACAAAUCUACCUUGAGAUACCAAUCAACCUGCACCUAAAUCUUUAAUAGGUUGGCGCGCGUGAUGGGUGAGAAGCCGUAUCACCUUCACAAAUUCUGUUUGCGGGGUAACGAACUGAAGGAUGCUUCGAUCAAGAUAAUCAUGGAGCAACUAAUAAAGCUGGAGGUCCGGCUGGAUAUCCUAGACCUGAGCCAGAACAAUGUACCAUUUGUUACUAUAAUCCAAGAUAUAUCUAUACAUAGUAUAAAUGAUUGAAGAUCUUAUUCGUCCAAGACUAUUUCUAGCUUGAUACUACAAGAUCGACCUCGACGUCAAUAAAUGUAGUUUGUAACUGAACAAGAAAAGUAGAAAUAUGAUCCAGUAUCAGAUAUUGUUAUUGAGGACUUGGACUUAGUUGGACAACUACAAUUCGACGUCCUCUAUCUAUCAGAUUGAAGCCGAGGGUGCGUCGAAGAUUGCGGACUAUAUUUGGAGUUCGGACCCGGUGCAAGUGUUGCAUCUGGACCACAACAAACUACAACACGACGACGUGAAUGCCGUUCUGAGAGCGUGCUACAAUCACAAUAGUUACCCGAUCAGGAACGCGAAUCAAGUUCCGAUACCCUUGAGGCUUGGCAUCGUCGGAAAUCCGAUAGUCGAUGACUUAAAGGUUGGCGACCUACUGAACCAGAUUCGCAAGCAAGGAGGAAAGGAGCGGGUCUGGUUUUGCAACUCGCCAGAAGUUACGAGCUACCGACUUAUAUAUACGCAAAGGUUGCGUUUGGAUUUCUUCAAUAUUUUUCUGAGUAUUCGACCGAGUAGAGCAGCUAGAGGCUCCUCAAUUUUUUGUCAACAUCCAAAAAAAAGCGUGAUGUCGAUCACGAAUAGUCUGUUGAAGAUGAGUUGAAGAUGCUUGUUGAGCUUGAGAAUAGAGGAGAUAGUCUACGCGCUUCUUUAGAAUGAUACUCAAUUAUGCACCCAUACUCUUAUUUCUUUGUGUACUAACUAGUACCAUGAACAAUGAAUAAUGCUCUACUUCUAAUUUUCACUUGGGUGAGAAGGAGUGGGUGAAGCACAAGAGCCGACUAGAGAAUUGCUAUCUGGCGGUACACAUGCCAGCGGCGUUCGAGGGCGCAGAUGACCGGACCAGAGGACGCAAGAAGGACCGCAAGAAACGCAUGAGGAGCCAUUCGGACAAUGAAAACCUCCAAGACUACAAUGGAGUUGACGCCGGACAUGGACAACACCACCAACAUCACGAUGGCCAUUCAGACGGCUCGGAUGAUGGUGGGCGCACGAAGCGGCACAGGGUAGCUGAGGACUUCUAACCAGGUUUCAGGGAAGAAGACACCACGAUGACGACGAGAAGGGCCUCCCGGACCGGGGAUUUUAAGCACUACACAUGGCUACAGUGGGAGCGGGCUCCCGUAAAUUUUAAGCACUUUCAUCUACGGAAGCUGUUGUGAGAGCUUUCAGAACCUAUGACUCACCAUUUCGAGGACUGUAGUUAUGUUGAAGUCACGGUGAAGGUCAAGCGAGAUUUUUUAACCUAGUUGGCACUUCUAACCUCGUCACCCCGGGACCGAGAAGGUGUCAGCGUAAGACAACUGCAUAGGGUUGUCAAUUAUUGACGAAAUCAUCACUUUCGAUUAGAGAUCCUGGGUCAGCACGUUGAAUGGAGCGAUUACCUGCAAUAUUCCAUCGGCAAGCAAUUGCUUUUUCGUAAGGACAUAAAACCAGAUGUAACUUUUAUUUAAGUAAUAAUGGUCUCAACAAGUGGGCGCCGCUUGUAGAUCUAGAUUUUUAAAAGACACUUCAAAUUCAUCGGCUAGAUUGUCUGAGAUUAGUGCUGUGAACCAUGAUGACAAUGGAAUUCUUUAUAUAAUUUCGAAAUAGUACAGUUAUAACUGAUCAUCUGUAUAAUCGAUUUCGUUCUUAUUUUCCGUAUUGGUGUUUGCUGAGUUUAGUAAUGAAGGACCACUUUUAUCCUUGUAAACGAUCCCCCCUGAUCCUGUUUGAAGAAGAUGUAAAGGCGCUCUUUAGGGUAGGUUCUUCAACAAAGUCCCGCUUUUUUACUCCUCUACAAAUCCGCAAAAAGAUCUAGAUGAAUAUGCUCAAAAUUGGAAGGAAAGGCCACGCAUUCUGGAAAAGUAGAAGAAACAUGGAGUGGUCACAACUUGAUCUCGAAAAUGCCUCUGCAGCAGAAUCCACUAACGCGUCAGAUGCAGCGGCGCAGGAAUGAGAGGUAGCUCCUCCUCUUACUCAGUGAAUCAUGCGUGUGGAAAAACAAGUUAGAGGAAAUGAAAGAGCGGAAGUUAUUAGGUAAAGAAAGAAGGGUAUUAAAGUGGCAAGUCCGUGGUUUCAGAAUACUUAUCAGGGAGACCACUGACCAUGACUUAGUGGCAAGAUGAACCUUUGUUUACAACAAAAGACAUUAAUGCA